UUGAAGAUACUGGGAGUCUCCAGAGGGGAGGGCACCCUCCUCCAUCCCUGCUGUGGCUUUGGCUGCCCUGCUCACUCCUGAGCACCACACGUGAGGCGGCGUCUCUUCUGGCCCAGACCCAUCGGCACCUUUAGAGAAGCACAAGGAGCCCUAGAGGCACCAUGGCCAUGGUCCCAGCUGGAAUCCGCUCAGAUGGUCUACUUCACCAGAGCAUCGUUGAAGGUCUAGCGACCAUGACCGAAGAAGACAUGCACUGGCUCCUCUCUGAUUGGCAGGCUUGGGAGACGGUGAUGGAGCAGCUUUGCUUGGAAAGGGAUGAAGCCGAUGCGCUGUACUAUAUCGUGGUCCGGGAGCUGAUGCGACGGGAGGAAGGGUUCAGGCCAUCUGGGAACCUGUCCCAGGAGGAGAUGAUGUUUCUCCGAGAGUUUCCCUUGCGGAAGCAUAAGCUGGAAAACACUAUCAGUGAACUUCGCAGCAUCGCAGACCAAGUUGACAGAACCCACAAGAUGCUCACCAAGACCAGCCUGGUGGCCAGCUCCUCGGGGGCGGUGUCCGCCGUCAUGACCAUCAUGGGUGUGGCCCUGGCACCGGUGACAACAGGAGGGAGCCUGCUACUCUCAGCAGCAGGGCAGAGCCUGGGGUUAGCAGCUGCUGCCACCAACAUUUUGACAAGUGUCUUAGAUAAUAGGAGCAAUUCGGCAGCAAGAGACAGAGCCAGCAGACUGGCGAGUCUCCCCACAGACCCGGAGGCUGGAACCGGUGAAGAGAUACAUUCCUCUAAAGGAAUUUUUGUUCAGAGAUGUGUUAACACUCUCGGGAGCAUCAGGCAGCUUCAUGCCUUCCAGAGGGCCCAGGCCAACCCCGGCUUCAUUGCGAGGGUCAGGAACUUCGUGGCCACAAGGCGUGUGCCCUUCUGGAGGGCCACAGGGGUGCAGAGAGCGGCAGGGGCGCCUGCUCUGGCUAUGACCCGCGGUGCCCGGAUGCUGAGCGUAGCUGGGGCUGGCUUCUUGCUCAUGCAUGACUUGAGAAGCAUCCAGGAGAACUGGAGGCACCUGGAAGAGGGGGCGAGGACGGAGACGGCCAAGGAAUUGAGGAUGCUCGCCUGGGAGCUGGAGCAGGAGCUGGACCAGCGGUCCCGGCGCUAUGAGCUGACCAUCCAGAAGCUGGAGAGGAGCUCGCCACUGAACCAGGAAAGAGGAAGAAGGGCAAGGCUGCCGAGGAUGAGUGGGGAUGCUAACCAGCUGGUCAGGCUGGCCCCAGCAGAGGCAAAAUUCGAGUCUUCAACCAGGAACAGGUCUGCCUGCGACGGGGCACCCAGAGAGGAUGCUAGGAGACCUGCAGUGCUUUGUGGUUGAGGGCUCCAUCCACAAGGCCGCCCCACUCAUACACCGAUCGCAAGUCAGUGACACAGUUGACACCUGUGCUUCUGACAGACUGGCUACGAGUCAGAGGUUCUCAUGAUCCCCCCUUGGAUUUGAUUAAUUUGCUAGAAUGGCUCGCAGAACUCAGGAAAACUCAGGUGCCCAUGUUGGACUGCAAGCUGGACUGGACCCUGCCUCGGGACUUCACCCUCGUGCCUGUACCUCUGCGUCAACUGCACCCUAUUUUCCCAUACCCCUGGCAACAGGGUUUUUAGAAACACCUAUCAACUUGGAAACUGUAUCACUUUAAAAUGUGGGAAAAAGCAGUUAAACACACAUUGGUUUAUUGAAUGCUGACAUGUGCCAGGCACCGCAGAUACAGCAGAGAACAGGACAAAGCCCCUGACCUCCAGGCGCUCAUGUUCUAGUGCAGACAACAGAUAUCGCAGCAGCAGGGAGCACCUCACCCAGGGCCUUACCAUCGGGGGCGGGGGGGCCGGGGCUGACCAGGGACGCAUGCACAGAAGCACAUCACGAUGCCCUUCAUGCUGUAACAGUGCUGCUUAGGGACCAGACGUUGGUGUGUGUGUGUGUGCGCGCUGCUGGGGAAACAACACAGGCAGAGACCAUUAAGGAAAGGAGGCCAGACAGGCCAGCUUGUCCUGGGUGGCAGCGUGGAGGAACUCACUCCCCUUGGCCCGUCACAGUCCAACGUGCAAGUGGGAGAUCUCGGAACACGGGAGUGCUGAGCACCACGAGGCAAAGCACCCAGAAGCGUCCACUGGCUGUCACCACAGGGGCUGCUUCGGGGUCCUGCGGGGAGAAGCCAGCCAGCAGCAGGGUGAAGAGUAAGUGGACACAGCGGGCAGAAGCUUAUUCCAGAAGUUUGCCGUGAAGGAGAGGACUUGGGCUCUUGAAAGAUUAUUUGUUUUAAUGUGUUUGAAAGAGUUAAGGGUAUUUAAAUGCCACAGGAACUAGAGGGCAAAGGUUAACCACGCUGGAGAAGGCGGGAGAGGACGGACCCCUCUUCCAGGAGAGCAGGAGCGAGGGGAGAACGGGUGAGCUCAGGCAGGUGCAGAUGUGGUAGCAGAGUUCAACCCAGGAGCUCCCGGCGAUGGCUGAUCUUCUCCAUGAAACAGGAGGUCAGAGAUCGGGGAACUCCUGGCCAGAGGGAUGGCCGGGAAAGCACAGGUAAGAAAGAAAAGGGCGGGCGGGCCCGUGGAGAGCACUUCCCGCAGGUAAGGAGAAGGCUCAGGAGCCAGGGAAGGCAGUGACAGAGGGGAGGCAGGAAGGUGCCUAAGGCUGCAGGAAGGUCAAGUGGGUGGACUGGGCCCGGGGUCACGGUGUGGCCAGCAGUCAGGAGUUGGAGCGGAUGGGGGUGAGGCAGUGAAGCUGAGGCUGAGAGGAGACUGCAGAAGCAGGAGCACCAGAGCAGCUUCUGCACAGACGGGCACUCAGAGGGCGGAAGCCACAGGGAGGCUCCCGUGGCCCGGGCCCUGGGCCUCACCGACCUCUCAGUGACCCCGUUAGGCGGCUUACACAUUUAGGAAGCCAUUUGCUGCCUUCUUUUUUUCAUCUGAAGUCAAAUCCACGUUGUAUCUUUGAGCCUCCAGGAGGCAACAGGGAUGAUGGAUCCACACACACACAGGCCAGAGAAUGGUGUUUCUCUCUUUUAUUUAAAAACAGUGCUUCAUUACCAUUGGCAAAGGCAGAGGCGGUGCUCCCCCUUCGCGUAGAGUUUAUAAAAGCCAGCAACAUGAUCAAUAAUUUAUACACAUGGAUAGUAAUACAAAAAAAAAUAAGGAAUAAAAGCUAAAGAUCUAACUACUCCGACCUUCACAAUUCCAGCUACUUGAUAAUAAUAGGAGUAACCCAAUGAAUACUGUAUGGUCUGAAAGCUACUAUACAAUAUGAUUCUUAACGAGAAGGGAGGGAAUCAGAGGCUGUCACAAAGCCCUGGGUGCUUCUCUGGAGUCCGCAGGGAAACAGGACCCUGGGCGAGCAGCUCGGGGGUCCUAGGAAGUGAUCCGGGGAGGGGAGGGAGAGAAGGCGAGGUGGUCAGUUACACAAGCAUCCCAUGUGAUGCCCCCGUGCCCCGAAGGUACCUGUUUGCCAUGGCAAUGGGAGGGGCCGGAGAGUGCAUGUGGCGUGGAGGACGGUUCAGUCCCUGCCACGGGGGUGGGGAGGAGAGGUGCUGUGGCGUUUUGAGCCUUGCAAAGAUUUGGACUGAAGAGCUCAGAGACUCAGAGGGCCGUCUGCCGGGAACAGGGACCCCGGCUCUCAGCUCUGCAGCCCUAGCUUACGUGUGUCAGCCCCAGGUUUGCUCCAGCUUUUCACAAGCAGAAUUAUAACACAAGAAAAACAAUUCAUAUCCCUUAGGGAAAAAAGAGGAUCAAUUCAUCACUCGAUAUAUAAUACAGCCAAAAUGAGCUGCCAAAACAAGCACACACACACACAAAUACUGUGAACAGAAAAAUACAGGAAAAUGACUAAGCUCGGAGUCUUGAUGGGGCACCGACACUGCUUAAAGCACUUAGUCCCCAGAAAAACUAAACCAAAAGAAACAAUUUUUUUUUUUAAUUCAAAAACUCGUGGACCCCCCUGGGAAUCUGGUGUUGCUAACAGGGACAGGGGGUGGGGAGAGAGAAGAGAACCAACGUUCCCUUUCUGCCUGCAGUGUGACCUGAGCCCUCACCGCCGGCACACAGGGCGCAUGCCGACAGAGGCCUGAGUGCCGCACUGGCAGGCUCCUUAAAGGCAAGGUUGAAUGUUGGCUGAUGGACGUUCUCAGUUACCAAUCCCUGCCGACCAGCACCACCAUGGCUGAAGUGAUCGACCGUUUUCCUGAGUAAACUAACUGGCUACAGUGCUGGUGACGUGGACGGGAACUCAGCCCCCACAGCCAACUGCGACCCUCCAGCACUCCUGCGCCUCGGCUCCUCGUGGGAUUCAGGAAUUUGAGAACCGGCUGUAGUCUGGUCUGCAAGUCUCACUGUAAAGACAGGUGCCAGGGACUCCGCCACACUCACUCCACCAGAGGGCACGUGCUGGCUUAGGGCACCCGGAGCCGACUUGCGAAGGGCCCUGCGUCAUGCUCCACUAGCUCCCCUUACACUAAGAGCUAGCGCUUGGAUGGCUAUGGCCUGGUUGAUCAGUAAAGCAAGUAUGAAGGAAGUACAGAGGAAAGGGGAAAGGGAGGGAAGAGGCUUUUGAACAGUAACAUUUUCAAAAAAUAAAAUAAAAUAGUGUUUUAUGCAACAGAGAAUCAAGUUUCACUGUGUACACUACAAAUGGUCAAACAUUUUCAAGAGCAAGACAAAAUAAAAACACACAAAUUUACGUUUGAUGUUCACCUUGCCCACUAUUUUUUUCCUAUCUUAAAACAGUGCAAACAGGUAACUUAUGCUUUUAAAACACCACUACCCCUUCCCUACCCCCCAAGGUCUCUUUCCUCCUAUUAGCCGGGGGUGGGGUGAGGGUGGGGGUAAAAUCUGCAAUUCUGCAAAUGUUACUGUGCUAAAGGGUCGCAAGCAGCAGAGAAGCGGCCGGCCUUGGCGAAAGGGGAGGGUUUGGACAACGUCCCCUUUCCCUCCUUACACGUCUAGUGCCUUCCAGACUGUCCCUCGCUUGGCCUCGCUCUCCUGCCGGAGGGAAGGGGGGUAAUCAAGCCCGCCUCGCAGAUCCUUGGAGCUGCUUCCAUCCCAAGUUUCCACCUCCCUCCUAUCUGGAAGCUACGUGACUAGUCAUAGGGUGAUGGCGACUCACCGACUUAUCGGCUACCUCUAGGAAAGUCUAACCUACACUAAGAGCAGUUCAGCCCCUGAGGAGUCACACUUGUGAAGAAAAGCUGCUAUCGCUUAUUUCUAGGAAAUAGAUCUCCACUAGCUCCCCUUAAACUAAGAGCUGAGCCCCAGCCCCCUUCUUUUUUAAGGAAAAUAAGAGGCUCCAUUCUGACUGUGGCUGUUGAAGGAUAAUGGUGAUGGUAGGUUUUGUGAAACCUGAGAGCCUUAGAAAGGACGAAUCGCCACAGCUGACCCCUGAUCCAGGUCCUUGGGAGCUGAGCUAUUGUAACACUAGGGAUUCUGGGAAAGACCUAAGGACAGCUCUCUGGGGGGAAAGAGGCAUGUUUAGAUAAAGAUCUCCACUAGGGGUCUCCUUGAAGGAGCCCAGCUUCUAAGAGUAAGAUGCUUAGUAUAGAAAGUCCACGUCAUGAGCUAAGUAAGCUGCUGAAAUCUCUCCUGCACGGUGACUCAGCAUCAGUAUGUUUUUAGGAAUUAUCAACCAGCACGCGCUAACGAACUCGCAAGAUGCCAAACUCUCUUCUGACUCGGCUGCUUAGUCCAGUGGGGACUUGAGCCAGGAAUGGACAAGCUCUAAUGCCUUGAGGAACCUGCCUCUGAUGGAGUCUCAAAGUUCAAAGGUGGAUGGGAGGCCAAUACCGCCAAAUCCAGGGGUUUCCGAGCCCUACUCCUCAGUGUGGAUACCCAAAACUAGAGGCCCGUUAGUGAGAAGCAGAACUCAUCUGGUCCUGCUCAGGAGGGAGCUAGAGGGAGCCGUGUUACCACCCCCUGGAAGGCAGCAGAAGCCCUCGGAGAACACGGAGCUUGCCUGGGGUCCUCAGCCAGAACCAGCUGAACUGAAACGCACAAAGGGUACCUCCCGCUCAAGCUCUGCCUCCUAAAAGGGUCAUGGGAGCUGCCUUCUCCACCCUUCCCUUCACCCUCAUCCCUUUCUGGAGAAGAGAAGACUCUCAAGCUCACUGCCCUCCUCCCUGCUGCGGACGCAGCUGUUCAGAAUGUGGCCUUGUCUCCAAGGGUGUCUUGCCAUUCUGUGAGAACGGCCCUCUUUGAACAUGACACGGAAUUUCUCUCGGUUCCUUUAGUCAGUAAAAGCUCUCCCUCAAAACAAAA
Molecule: messenger RNA, 6271 nt
Organism: Myotis brandtii (Brandt's bat)
Lineage: Eukaryota; Metazoa; Chordata; Mammalia; Chiroptera; Vespertilionidae
Gene: APOL5
Product: apolipoprotein L, 5
Exons: 6
Coding region: 162-1355 (397 amino acids)
Biological process (GO): lipoprotein metabolic process; lipid transport
Cellular component (GO): extracellular region; membrane
Molecular function (GO): lipid binding
Source: RefSeq, a predicted model, not a curated record